UAGAUGGGACAUAUGUCCAGAACAUGAGCCUUUGUUAAUUCCUUAGCUAGAAUUCAUGUUCUGUUUUUUGCACUGUUUAAGAGGUCACAGGCAGCUGCUCUCUGUGAAUGGGCCUGGGGUCUGUCGUUAUGGAUCUAUGUCUGAUUGCUGCUAUGGCUGGAAAAGAAAUCACAAACAGCACUGUGAAGCUAUCUGUGUAGAUAGAUGCAAAUAUGGUGAAUGUGUGUUGCCAGAUACAUGUAAAUGUUACCCUGGAUACACAGGGAAAACCUGCAACCAAGAUAUCAAUGAAUGUGGAUUAAAGCCACAUGUUUGCGAACACAGAUGCAUGAACACUCAUGGAAGCAACAAAUGCUAUUGUUUAAAUAGGUACAUGCUCAUGCCAGAUGGCACCUGUUCCAAUUCCAGAACAUGCACCAUGGUGAAUUGUCAAUAUGGUUGUGAAGAAGUGAAAGAUGAUGUGCGAUGCUUGUGUCCGUUAAGUGGACUUCAGUUAGCACCAAAUGAAAAAACCUGCAUAGAUAUUGAUGAAUGUGCCACUGGCAGAGCAGUUUGCUCUUUCAAUCGAAGAUGUAUCAACACAUUUGGAAGUUUUUAUUGCAAAUACCAGAUUGGAUAUAAACUGAAACACCUGAAUGGCAGAUAUGACUGUGUAGAUAUAAAUGAAUGUAUAGCAAGUACACCAAAAUGUAACUUACAUGCAGAAUGCCUGAACAUUCAAGGUUCCUUCAAGUGUAAAUGUAAACUGGGCUAUAGAGGCAAUGGUUUUGAAUGCUCAGUUGCUCAUGAAAAUUCUGUGAAAGCAAUUCACAGAAUGCCUGGCAUUAUCAAAGAGAAAUGGAAGAAACUGCUUCUUCCCAAGAAAAAUGCAAAAAAGCAUGAUGACAUAAAAAAUACAAUCCCAGCAUCUAAAGCUCAUGUGAGUCCUUUAGACUAUGAAGAUGACUUGUAUUUGGAAGGUGCCUUCAGUAAAUGGGGGGAAAGCACUGAAGACAUCAGAAAAGACAGAAAAACAAUAGAACAAGAAAGUGUUGAAGAAGAAGAAGGAGAAAUUGAACAUCUCAAAAACCAGACUGUCCAUGAAAAGAAACUCAGGGGAGAUGUAUUUUACAAAGAAGCUGCUGUUUUUGGUCCUAACAGCAUACAAAAAAAUUCCAGGCUUAAAAGAAAAUUGUUUCUGGACAUCACAGUUGUAGACUGCAGCUUUGGUCGAGGUUCUUGUGCUUGGCAACAAGAUGCAAUCGACUUUGACUGGAAUCCUGCAGAUCAUGAAUUUGGUGAUGGAUAUUAUAUGACAGUUCCAGCCUUCAUAGGUCACAAGGGAGAUGUUGGGCGCAUGAAACUUCUUCUUACCUAUCUGGAGCCAAAGAGCAUUUCUUGUUUGAUUUUUAGUUAUCGACUUGCAGGAGAAAGGGUGGAACAAAGUAUGGGAAAUGAUGAACGAUGGUGGAUUGGACAGAUUGAAGUACACACAGGGGCUGAAACAGCUAUAAAUAUCACUUUUGAGGCAGAACGUGGGAAAGGUAAAACUGGAGAAACUGCAGUUGAUGCCAUUCUACUAUUUUCUAAUUUAUGUUCUGAAGACCUCGUAAUGUUGGAUAUCUAAACAGAUUGUUUUAAUUUCUAUUAUAUUAUAUAUAAUAUUAUUUUAAAAUCUCAGACAGAGAUUUUAUAAUGCUGUAACCUAGAUAAAAUGUAGAUCUGGAAACUGCAUCUUUAACUGUGAUACAGAUUUUUUUUAAAUGAUAGAUUUAGAUGUUUCUGGUUAGUUUAUGUGUACCUAAACAUAUUACAUUUUCUACUAUGUGUAAACUAUACUAUGUAACUUCUUGUUGUGUUAUACAAAAAAAAAAGAUGUCUAAUGGUUUUACAAGAGUAAUCUGUGCUUAAAAUCCAUUUAAGAUAAAUUUUGCUUUAUUUGAAUGUUCCCUAUCUUUUCCUAUAAUAUUGUGAUGUUUUAGAACACAGUGAAAAAUGAAAGGCCUUUGGCAAAGUUUAACUUGACACUUAUUUUAUGGCCUUGAACUAUUUUAUAAAAUAUAGUUGCUGAAACCUGAUGGCAUGGUUUCCUGACAUUCUGAAGAACAAAUCAUACAAAGUAUGAUAAAAGUUCUAACAUAAAUUUCUAACAACAGCAACAAACAAAAAAAACCAGAAUGACCCUACCUUCAA
Messenger RNA from Thamnophis elegans (Western terrestrial garter snake), 2172 nucleotides. RefSeq names its product EGF like domain multiple 6 (gene EGFL6). The record is from RefSeq and is a predicted model, not a curated record. The transcript is spliced from 11 exons. Gene Ontology annotation, cellular component: membrane. NCBI's taxonomy places the organism in Eukaryota, Metazoa, Chordata, Lepidosauria, Squamata, Natricidae. Gene Ontology annotation, molecular function: calcium ion binding. Bases 56 to 1606 code for a protein of 516 amino acids.